Molecule: messenger RNA, 1173 nt
Organism: Chaetomium globosum CBS 148.51
Lineage: Eukaryota; Fungi; Ascomycota; Sordariomycetes; Sordariales; Chaetomiaceae
Exons: 2
Coding region: 1-1173 (390 amino acids)
Molecular function (GO): nucleic acid binding
Source: RefSeq, a predicted model, not a curated record
AUGGAUGACCUUUCUGAUCUUGAGCUGGCGGGCCUCGUGGUUUCCGAGGUAGAGAUUCAUCUUGGAGUUGUUGACAAGAACCUUGCUGACCUCAUUAUCGCCCAACGAGUUGCUUCCGAUACAUUCGAGAUCUUCCAGCAGAAGAUGGGAAGCAUGGCCGGCGUUUCCCUCCCUGUCAGCUUGCUCAAGAGCGUCGAUCGGCUUCUUCGAAUGAUGCAUCCAUCAAUAAAGGCAAAGAACACACAUGCCUACCACGGACCCGGCACACAGCGCGGCGUCGAGCAACCCCACGUCCGAUCCCAAGCCUACAUCGAAGCCCAGGCCCAAUCCCGCCCUUCUCUGCCCGGUCAGGCGGCGAAUCAGGCCCCAGUCCAGGAUCUCAUCAACAACCCGCGGAAACGCGGGCGCAGCCGCAGUCGAAGCAAUAGCCCCAACACGCAAGGAAACCGGCGCCUGAGAAGCAAUCCUUCAGACUACGACAGGCCCAGGCGCACACCCUACGAUGCGGACCUUGACCGGUUAAUAAUGGAGGAUGGGGAGCGGCGCGGUCGACAAGGCCGCUGCGAAGACGAUCACAGUCAGAGAGAAGACGAAGUUCCUGUCCUUAACAACAUCUAUGAUGGCCAUGUGGCGGGCGUCAAGAAGUUUGGCGCGUUUGUGAACCUCCAAAUCGGCAUUGGAAACGUGACCGGCCUUGUUCACGCCUCGAAGCUGGCAGAGGGGCUAAACCAUCCAUCAAACUUGGUCGCGCGCGGCCCAAGCUCCGAGCGCCCAGUUCCGCCGCAGAACACCAGCGGAAGACGACAUCACCCGAGAGGGGGGGAGACCCAACAGCUCACUGCAGCUGGAGUUUUGAAAGCGUCAGACUUUCCAGGCCUUGAAGACCACAACGCAGCACUCGGAGUUGACGGCGGAAUGGGGCUAGGAGAAGACUUGGGCAUUGAGCUCAAAAGCGAAGAGCCGCCUUUCCUCAUCGGCCAGCCCACACAGUCUCUCGAACGUUUAUCCAUUCGCCUGAUCAAGACUCCUGACGGGACCAUGAGUCGGGCUGCUGUGUCCGGGUCUGUGUUGGCCAAAGAGAGGCCCGAGCUACAGCUGCAACGGGCUGCAAGAAAGAGCACCACUCCAUCCCCGCCCGCGCCAUGCACCACACCACGCCAGACACAUCCGUGA